AUGCACGCCCAUGCUCGGAUCAACGCCCAACUGACAGCAUUCCUCUCAACAACAAUGGGCGAUUCGUAUCUUUUAGAUCCUCCUGCCGAAGAAAGCAAGCGUAAGAAGCAGGAAGACAUGCUGUCUCCUGCCAUGUCGCCUCGCUGGUCCCGCCACUCGGAGCACAAGCAUCAUCACGACAAAGAAGAGGCCAAACCCAAGGGCUUCAUGGCCAAGCUCCAGGACAAGUUUCGCAAGAAGACUUGA
Messenger RNA from Wickerhamiella sorbophila, 246 nucleotides. RefSeq lists its product as hypothetical. NCBI's taxonomy places the organism in Eukaryota, Fungi, Ascomycota, Dipodascomycetes, Dipodascales, Trichomonascaceae. The transcript has 2 exons. The record is from RefSeq and is a predicted model, not a curated record. The coding region runs from base 1 to 246 and encodes 81 amino acids.